AUGGCGACCAGCGCGCCGCUCCUGGGUAAGGAAGGCAAGAAGGCCGCCCACAGCAAGGCAUCCAUCUUCUACGGAGCAGAUGAGUAUCUUGAGGAGCUUAAGAAGAAGUACGAGCACGAUCAUGAGAUUGCAGCUCUGAAGAAUGCUCUGCCAGGUGAGGGUGACCCGAACGCGGCAGGGGUUGCUCAGAGUAGCGACAAGAUGCUCUCCGUUCAGAAGAACAAUGAGAACAGGAGCUUGAAGACGAACCGGCUCUUCCCGACUCCUAACAAGCCCGACCCGAUGCCGCAGAAUCUCGCGUUCCUCUUCACCAAGAUCACGCCGGAGCAGAUGAUUUACAUGUGGAACGUAUUAACGGCAAUCUUUUUCACCCAAGUGCUGAUGGUGAUCGGCUACUGCGCAGCUUUGGCUUGCUUCCCGGACUUCUGGUGGACCUGCACUCUGUGCUUCGGCAUCCCAUUCGCGUACAUCGCCAUCCAGAACAUUUACAUUGAUCACGAUGUGAUGCACGGAGCCACUUUCCCGGUGUACGAGUGGCAGCGCUUCCUUACUCACCCCUUUGCGGACUUUUUUUCUUUGCCUUGGGAGGAGUUUGUCCUGGAGCACAACAGGCAUCAUGCCUCGACGGUUGACCUGCUGAUCCAGGGUGAGUUCGGGUGGGACCCCGAGGAGUUCCACUACGCCCUGCAGCAGUGGGCUGGGCCAUGGGGCUCGAACUGGUACAAGUACCUGCUCACCGUGCCAUUCAUCCCUGUGAUCCACUUCUUUGGCCUGAACGAUACCGGCUCGCUCUUCGCCUUGGAGUGGUGGAUGCACUUCCCCGAUGAGGGCGCAGGCGGCAAGUGCAACAAGGAGUUCUGGAGCAAGUGGAUUCCACGCCGCAUCAAGCACAACGCCUUUGUGCUCGCUCUGUGGACCUGCGUGUGGAUGCUGGGCACCUACCCUCUGGGACGUCCCCUGAGCGAAGGCUGGCGGUUCAUGUUCACCGUGUCCUUCUUCGCUCGAGUCGGCUACUCGGCGGCUUGGAUGUUCAUCACCAACUUCACGCAUAGCUUACCUUGGAACGAGUUCCUCGCACAAGAUCCGGGCCGGACUUGGCCGGUGCUUCACAACGUGAUGGCCAUGGUGCUGGGUGGCAAGCACCGCUGGAACGAGAUGCUCUUCCACGAUGUGCAUCAUGCGUUCCCCAACGCGGUCGGCACGCUGAGCCAGCGCGGUCGCUUCCAUGGCUGGGAGAAGGUGCACGAUGCUGCCGCCGAGGUUCUGCACCGUGGACUGUGGAAGCCCAAUGGUGAUGAGGAGACCCAGAUGCAGAAAACCCAGAAGAAGCGCUCUUUGAUGAUGAAGCAAGGCAAGUAA
Molecule: messenger RNA, 1359 nt
Organism: Symbiodinium necroappetens
Lineage: Eukaryota; Dinophyceae; Suessiales; Symbiodiniaceae
Source: the annotation of a GenBank genome assembly